AUGCCACCCCGAAAGCGCAAAGCUUCAACCAAUUCCGCCAUCGCCGCGCCGGCCAAGAAAGUCCGCAUCGGCGGCACCUCUGACAUCGUUGACCAGCCCGCUGGCCGGCCCAAGAGGACCACCGUCGGCGAACCCCAAUACAAACUCACCCGACCCAGAUCAUCGGGCGGUGGCGCGGUGCAGAAUGCGGUCUCGGCCAAUGACGCAGAAAGUGAGGCCGAGCCACCGAAGAAGAAGCGUGGAAGACCCCCCAAGGCUGCGGCUGCCCCCAAGCCGGUGGUGAAGAUUGGGAAGAACUAUGCAUCCAUAAUUCCGCCCAAACCCUCCGCGGAAGCGCCUGCAAAGCGCGGCAGGAAGCCAAAAGUCCCACUCAAGACCAAGGGUGUCUCAUCGGCAUCCGAGUCUGGAGAUGCUCUGCUGCCAGACGGACACGCCGCUGCCGCGACCAACGGAAAUGCAAACAAAUCUGCAGAGAUGGCUGGUCUUGACCAUGACAUACAAUACUGGCUGAUGAAAGCUGAACCAGAGUCUCGCAUCCACAAGGGCCGCGACGUCAAAUUUUCCAUCGACGAUCUGGCUGCAAAGGCGGAACCUGAGGGGUGGGAUGGUGUCCGCAACCCAGUGGCCCGCAACAACAUGCGAGCGAUGCGCAAGGGCGACCUGGCAUUCUUCUACCAUUCUAACUGCGCCAUCCCUGGCAUUGCGGGUGUCAUGCGUGUCGUCGGCGAACAUAGCGUUGACGAGUCGGCGUUUGACCCAGCCCAUCCCUACUUUGAUCCCAAGUCCGACCGCGCAAAGCCCAAGUGGGAACUGGUCCAUGUUGAAUUCGUCAAGAAGUUUGAGAACCUCAUCACACUCAAGGAGCUGAAGUCUUUUGCAAAAUCUGGUGGGGCUUUGGAGAACAUGCAAACGCUCAAGCAGAGUCGUCUCAGCGUCUCGGCCGUCACACCGCAGGAGUGGAGAUUCAUCCUGGAUCUGGCUGGAGAGUCUAUUUCCUUGGGACAUGGAGAUACUAUGGGCGGCUCCGAAUCGGAAGUUGACGGCGAAGGCGAAGAGACUGCAGCUACCGGCAACGGAGACGCGCCUAGUGGAAUGUCUAAAGGAGCUUCAGGCGCUAUCAAAGAGGAGGUGUCAGUGAAGCAGGAGGCCCUGAGCAAAAGUGACUCGGACAUGGUCAGCAGUGCUGGAGAGGAAUGA
This is a messenger RNA of Fonsecaea erecta, 1197 nucleotides long. RefSeq lists its product as hypothetical. NCBI's taxonomy places the organism in Eukaryota, Fungi, Ascomycota, Eurotiomycetes, Chaetothyriales, Herpotrichiellaceae. The record is from RefSeq and is a predicted model, not a curated record. The coding region runs from base 1 to 1197 and encodes 398 amino acids. Gene Ontology annotation, cellular component: nucleus. The transcript is spliced from 3 exons.